Molecule: messenger RNA, 1818 nt
Organism: Aspergillus welwitschiae
Lineage: Eukaryota; Fungi; Ascomycota; Eurotiomycetes; Eurotiales; Aspergillaceae
Product: multicopper oxidase-domain-containing protein
Exons: 3
Coding region: 1-1818 (605 amino acids)
Molecular function (GO): copper ion binding; oxidoreductase activity
Source: RefSeq, a predicted model, not a curated record
AUGGCGUUCCCAAGUCCUCUCUUUGCCUUCUUUAUGCUCCUAGGCCUUCUAGAUUCCGUUCGGGCUAUAGGGAAUUGGUCCUGUCCUGACCUGAUAACCAGCUCCGUGCCGGUUAAAUUCGCGUUGAUCUUAACGGAACAAAAUAUCUCUCCGGAUGGGUUCCAAAGAAAGGGUAUAUUGGUGAACGGCCAAUUCCCUGGCCCUAUCCUUGAGGUUUGCCAAGGAGUUGAGGUUGAAGUCCAAGUGUGGAAUGAACUCCCUUAUCCAGUGACGGUCCAUUUUCACGGGAUCGAACAGAGAGAAACUCCAUGGUCCGAUGGUGUUCCCGGGGUAUCGCAAAAAGGGAUUCAGCCAGGAUUAUCUUUUACAUAUAAAUGGAGAGCUACUGAUUCUGGGAGCUACUUUUAUCAUUCUCACGAAAGAGGCCAUCUCGAGGAUGGAUUAUAUGGAGCAAUCUACAUCCACCCCAGGAAUUCUGUGGAACGGCCGUUUGCACAGAUCACCGAUGAUCCUAGCCAACUUGAAGCAAUGCAUAUUGCAGAGCAGAACACAAAACCAAUCAUCCUGUCCGAUUGGCGUCACUUGGCAUCCGAGCAAGUAUGGGAGGCCGAGGAAGCUACUGGACUGGAUGCAUAUUGUGCUAACGCACUGUUAAUAAAUGGCAAAGGAUCUGUUACUUGCUUAUCGCAAGAGACAAUUGACGAGUUUACCAGUGAGGACCUGAAGCCUCUUCUCAAUGGAUCUCAUCUAACCGAUAUUGGAUGUCUGCCGCCGACCAUCCCAGCCGCCCAAGGUCCUUACCAUCACAAUUUUAGCGCCGUUCCUCAGAGCUUAUUUUCGGGGUGCAACGCAUCACAUGGAGCAACGGAGACACUGCUUGUUGAUCCCGGGCUUCAAUACAGCAGCUGGGAUCUCAUAAAUGCCGGUGGUCUUGCAACCCUCUCCUUCUCGAUUGACGAGCAUCCAAUGUAUGUUUAUGCGGUUGAUGGGCGAUAUAUUGUACCCAAGCUUGUGGAGGCCGUUAAAUUGAUUCCUGGACGGCGAUUCUCUGUCCUCGUCAAGCUUGACAAGCCUCCCCGUGACUAUACAGUGCGGUCGAACAUAGUUGGAAAUCAAAUUCUGAAUACCACGGCAAUAAUGUCCUAUGAUGCUGCUGUACGGUUCCAGAACGACCCAUCUACCCCUUACAUCGACAUCACCGGUCGCAACGCCACACCUGAUGCAGUACUCCUGGACGAAACACAAGUCGUCCCCUUUCCCGUGGAGGUACCAGCACAAACAGCAGAUCAGACUUUUGUUCUGCACAUUGAUCGGUUUAAUUCCUCUUACCAAUGGACCCUCGGCAACGGCAGCUUCCCCCUCUCCCUGGAAGAAGCAGCACCUCUUCUCUUCUACCCGGACUCCGAGGUUGCGCAUAGUGACCUGACCAUCCGCACCACGAAUGGCAGUUGGGUCGACCUGAUCUUCUACGUGAGGUCGGCGCCCCAACCUGAACAUCCAAUACAUAAACACUCAAAUAAGUUUUUCUACAUUGGAUCCGGUCAGGGUGAGUGGAAAUACCCCUCUGUCGCUGAGGCAAUGCGCGAUAUUCCUCAUAAUUUCAAUCUCCACAAUCCCCCACUCUUUGAUACUAUAGCCACACCCGCCGCUAUGUCCGAUCCGGUAUGGACAGCUGUACGGUAUCACGUUGUGAAUCCGGGGGCAUUUGUGGUCCAUUGUCAUAUCCAAGUCCAUAUCAAUGGCGGCAUGAGUUUGGCAGUUCUGGAUGGCAUAGAUGCUUGGCCACAAAUACCUGACGAAUACCAGAUCACCAACUGA